Molecule: messenger RNA, 651 nt
Organism: Psilocybe cubensis
Lineage: Eukaryota; Fungi; Basidiomycota; Agaricomycetes; Agaricales; Agrocybaceae
Exons: 4
Coding region: 1-651 (216 amino acids)
Source: RefSeq, a predicted model, not a curated record
AUGUUGUUUUCAUCUGCCGGUGCCCUCGCAGCCGCGACAUUAUCCUUCGCUGUUUCCUCCAUCAGUGCUAAGCCAGUACGAAUCCCUGGACUACUCUACUCUCGACAACUCGACGGAUUUGACCCAGACCAAAUCCCAUCAUCGUGCCUUGCAGGCUCGUGCGCCGACUAUUUGGCUGCAAUCGGACAACAAAACUGCAUGGAUCUAGAGUGCAUAUGCACAGCACAAGUGGCUAAAACACUCGAUGCCUGUCAGCAAUGUCUCGUUGAUGCAAAUAUUCCUGGUUUAACACAGUCGGAUAUUGACCAAGCCGUUAAAGACUUUGUGGAUGGCUGCAGCGACGCUGGCCACCCUAUCUCCGGCGUCGGUGGGGGCUCCGGAAGCAAUACUUCCCUUGGAGGCAGUGGAAGCACUGCCACCAGUCGUACUAGCACCUCUACAAAAACUGCAACUUCGCCUACUGCCACCAAUCCGGGUGGUGGAAGCGGUCCGUCAACAGGUACAAACCCAGAUACCGACAACGACAACGGCAACGGUGGCAACACUAAUGGACCCCAAACAAAUCCCUUUAAUGGAGCCGUUGAUAAAACUAUGAACAUCGCCCUUGUAACUCUCCUUUGGGUAGGGCUCGGGAUGGUGGUCAUUGCUUAG